Tyto alba (common barn owl) is the source of this 1936-nucleotide messenger RNA. It is a transcript of the gene ABHD12, whose product is annotated as abhydrolase domain containing 12, lysophospholipase. The coding region runs from base 94 to 1254 and encodes 386 amino acids. The record is from RefSeq and is a predicted model, not a curated record. Gene Ontology annotation, biological process: monoacylglycerol catabolic process; phosphatidylserine catabolic process. Gene Ontology annotation, cellular component: endoplasmic reticulum membrane. Gene Ontology annotation, molecular function: phosphatidylcholine lysophospholipase A1 activity; monoacylglycerol lipase activity. The transcript has 13 exons. NCBI's taxonomy places the organism in Eukaryota, Metazoa, Chordata, Aves, Strigiformes, Tytonidae.
CGGUGGCGUGGGCGGGGCGCGGCGCGGGCCGAGCCGUGGCUGUGCGAGGCGCCGCUCUCGCCGUUCCCGGGGCCGCCGCCGACCCGCCACGGCAUGAGGAAACGCAACGAGUCGGUCACGGUGGAGCAUGAACGCGCCGCUGCCGCCGCCUCCUCCGCCGCCUCCUCCUCCCUCGAUAAGGGCUGCAGCCUGAGGCACAGCCUGCGCCUGCCCACCGCCGACACGGGCAUGAAGCGACCGCUGGGCAGACGAUACGGAUUAUGGUUUCGAUUGCGGAAGUUAAUAAUCUGGUUGCUGGGAGUGUACAUAGCCAUUCCAUUUCUAGUAAAACUUUGCCCUGCUAUUCAGGCAAAGCUGGUCUUCCUAAACUUUGUGAGGGUUCCGUAUUUCAUUGACUUGAAAAGACCACAGGAUCAAGGUUUAAACCACACCUGUAAUUAUUACCUGCAGCCGGAGGAGGAUGUAACCAUUGGAGUCUGGCACACAGUCCCUGCAGCCCUGUGGAAGAACGCCCGAGGGAAGGACCAGUUGUGGUUUGAAGAUGCUUUGGGUUCCAGCCAUCCUGUAAUCCUUUACUUGCACGGCAACGCGGGAACAAGAGGAGGGGAUCACCGUGUGGAGCUUUACAAGGUUCUCAGCUCCCUUGGGUACCACGUGGUCACGUUUGAUUAUCGAGGCUGGGGUGAUUCCAUAGGCAGCCCAUCGGAGAGGGGAAUGACCUACGACGCCCUUCAUGUCUUCGACUGGAUAAAAGCAAGAAGCGGAGAAAACCCUGUCUAUAUAUGGGGACACUCCUUGGGCACGGGGGUCGCCACGAAUCUAGUGAGGCGCCUUUGCGAGAGAGAAACGCCCCCGGAUGCCCUGGUACUGGAAUCUCCGUUCACCAACAUACGGGAGGAGGCACGAAGUCACCCCUUUUCUGUGAUAUACAGGUACUUCCCUGGGUUUGACUGGUUCUUCCUUGACCCCAUCACAACAAGUGGAAUUAAAUUUGCAAACGAUGAGAAUGUGAAAUACAUUUCCUGCUCCCUGCUCAUCCUUCACGCUGAGGAUGACCCGGUGGUCCCGUUCCAUCUGGGCAAGAAGCUUUACAACAUCGCUGCAACGUCGCGGAGUUUCCGAGACUACAAGGUGCAGUUCGUUCCGUUCCACACAGACCUUGGCUACCGGCACAAGUACAUCUACAGGAGUCCAGAGCUACCUCGGAUACUGCGGGAAUUCCUGGGGAAAUCCGAACAUGAGGAUCGUCACUGAAGACCGGCUGCUCUGGCAGCGCAGAGAUCCUCCUUCCCUCCCUCCCUCCCUCUCUCUCCUUUCCCUCCCCUCUCCCUGUGGGUCGGUCUGCCCACCCUCCACCCCUGGCACUCGCGGUGCCCGGGGAUUCCCGCUCCAGUCCUGAUGUGUGUACCCUUGGCAACUCUAGCUCCUGGCAUCAGCGCCUGUGAUGGUAGAAGAAAGAAGCUGUUGACUCGUUUUUAUUUUAUAAAUUUUUUUUUUUUUUUUUUGACAUGGAUGGAGGGAGGGGUGGUAACAGCCCAGGAGCCAAAACCAAGCCGUGAGAAAUGUAAGCACACCAGAGCCUGGCCGAUCCAGCGCCGUACCGCUGAGGACAGACAUUCCUAGGACACGCGUGUCCUGACCACGGGUGUUUCUUUCACUUCCAAACACUGCUGCUGUUUUUGGAUCAUGUAGAGACUCAUGUGUAGGUGAAUGGCUUUUGCCACGUCUCCAGACCACAGUUGUCCUGCUUGAGUUUGAAGUGUUCUCUUUCUAGGAAAUACAUGUUUUGCUUUUACUUUUCGCUAAGUGGCUGUAAUUACAAAUACACGGAAGAUCCAGGUGGUGAGAGGUAUUUUUAUUUAGCUCUUCAGUCACAAUGUGUUGCAAGUGUUGGGGUAAUUGCACACAUUUGGAAAUAAAAUGAUUUUUUUUUUUU